GCAGCACGUCGGCCCUUUGCUCUGUUAAUCCCGUGAACACUCACUACGAUCUGCCUGUAUGCUCUGCUCUACUCUUGAGCUCUGAUGAUCCAACAAAUGAAUGACAGGACACCUCACUCUGAGAAGACACCAAAAUUCUGUCCGGGAUUAUAACACUGCUGUGAACGUCAUCAGAUCAGAGCCCAUUAAUUGUGUGCUGGGGCUCCACUGGACUCAGUUGGGCCAGUUGAGUAUGAGGUGCCAUGCCUGCACCGUGACUUUCCUCCUGCCUGUUGCUCUUUACCUCUGUCUGGCCCCUGUGUGUUGGGCUGCUGCGCUCCCUAGCUCCUGUGGCGUCAUUUACAAGAGCUUUGCUCAGUGUCUCCUCACUCUGGGGGACAGUCUGGGUGACACACAGAAAGAGCAGAGCACACAGGACAUUGACACAAUCUGCAGAUCAUGGGAUGCGUUCCAUGUGUGCGCAAAUGCGGCACUUGCCAGUUGUCCUGGAGACGCAGCGGCUGUGUGGGAGUCUCUGAGGCAAGAGUCCAGGAAGACCCAGUUUUCUGGAAACCUCUAUGACAUGUGUGCCAGCCGCACCACACUGGCACCCAAUACAGUGCCCGUGCCACCCUCCCAGAGGCCACCAACGUCAGACCAGACCAAUCAAGAAACUCUAAAAGGGUACACGCAUCACCUUGGACCCGCUUACACCACGCUUCUGCUCUCAGCAUGCAUCUCUCUACUGCUCCUGCUCAGGAUGUAGCCCUGGCCUCCCUCAGACUGCUAUAGGUUCUCUGUGAGCCUUGUGUUUAAAUGGACUGAGCAUCAAAUUAACCAACACACACUUGUAAACAAACCUCACUCCAACACACACACAAGCACACUCCAAAAUGCAUACCUCCUCCAACACGCAUCCACACACACGCAAGAAAACACUCCCAAGCGUUAUGGACAUCAUUAUUAUGCAUAUUAUGUAAAAUAGAGUUUCUAUGUCAACCUCUCUGUGCAAUUGUCUGUAUACCACCUAUCAUUUAUAAGAGGGAAGUACUGCCAUUACUGAUACAGAGUUGCUCUAUAAUCUACAUGUUGGGUGAACUCUGUUUUUAUAUGUGACAUGUGUAGUGGGUCAAUAUUUGAUACAUGUAUGUAUGCAUAUAUUAUAUAUACCUCACAUGCAACUUGUAAAUAAGACUAAGCAAUAAGCCCAUUAACUGAAUUAUCUGACUUCAGAAGAUAAAUAACAAUAUGAAAAAGACUAUAGUUAAACCAUGUGCAAUCAAGUAUCAUGCUGACUUAUAUCAAGGAACUGUCACGAGAAGUGAAUAUCAAAGCAAGUAUUACUUAAUAACUUUAUGCAAUGAAUGGAUUCACAUACAAGACAUUAAGCUUAAGUUACAAAGCAUUAGCAAGCAUUCUAGGCAUGGUCAGAGAGAGAGACAAAGAAACCAUAGCUUGAGCCAUGGCACAUAGCUCAUGGGAGAGGGAGAAAACAAGAAAGAAAGACGAAGUAUCUCACCAUCUCAUCGUAAGAGUUCACCUGUACAAAAUGUAUUUUACUCAGCCACCAGCUGACUAAGUCCCUAUAUUACCCAAUCAUUGAUUCUUGCAUUGUCUGUGUGGGCACUGGGCACGGAAUAGCCACCACACACAUUGUGCCUGUGGACUUAUUAUGUAAUGAUUCAUCAUAAUGUAAAAAUUAUAUCAGAAGCAGCACUUCACUUACAUGUUUGUCUUCAUAGUUUCAUGUGAGCUUGCUCAGAGCAGUUGCUUUAAGGGGUGCAUGCUUUGUUUCAUUAAAUUGUAAGAUGUGAAAUCAGACACACAUCUGAUUAAUCCAGACAGUUAGAUUGAAUAAUAAUUCAUGCAUUCAUUUGUAAUAAAAUAUAUUAACAAGAAUAUGUAUGGUGUAGCAUGUAACGUGCAAUGUGUGUGUAUCCUGUAUGUGUGUGUGUUUGUAAUCUUUGCUCUUAAAUCCUUUCAUAACAGAAGGUCAUGAGCAGAUCAAUUUAAUCUGUCUUUGUUCCUGCCCAGCAUCCCUCGAUGCACCCUGACAGCCCAUGUGUCAGAGUAGGGGAGGGAGGAGGGGUAUAGGGAGGAGGAAACAUGAAGAGAUGGUGAAUUAUGAUGUGAACAUGGUCAUGAACAGAAACAAAUAUUUAGAGAACAGUAGACAAUCCCAUUUGUGCAUGCGUGUGGCUAUGACGAGAGAGAUGAAGAGACAGGUGGAUAUAUUUUUUGUUAAUCCUCUUUUUGGUACCUUUAUUUAAAAGACCCAAUCUACUAAAAUCUAUUCUCUAGUCUCCCUGUGACCAGUAUUUGACCUGAGCACUUGGCCCUGAAAUCUCACCCCCAGUCCAGGGUAUAUUAAAUGAUAAAGAAGAGAUUCUAUGUGUUUUUGCAUUAGCAGUUCUGUAAUAAUACUACUACUAAAACUCGCAAAGACUUUGACAAAAUAAUUGUUCAUCAUCAUCAUCAUUAUUCUAUUUUCUAAACUUGUUUUUGUUUUUUAUGUUUUAUUUUCUGUAAGAAUGGGCCAGUCUAUUGCACAUAUGAGGUGCACAUUUGGUACUUAAGUGCCACCUAGUGGUAUAUUUUAAGUAUUUGCGUAACAAGCAAUGAGACAAAUUCCCCAUACUGUACUGUAAC
This is a messenger RNA of Oncorhynchus gorbuscha (pink salmon), 2628 nucleotides long. RefSeq names its product neuritin-like protein. The transcript has 3 exons. The record is from RefSeq and is a predicted model, not a curated record. Gene Ontology annotation, cellular component: plasma membrane. Bases 101 to 745 code for a protein of 214 amino acids. Lineage: Eukaryota; Metazoa; Chordata; Actinopteri; Salmoniformes; Salmonidae. Gene Ontology annotation, biological process: neuron projection extension; nervous system development.